Molecule: messenger RNA, 1761 nt
Organism: Ceratitis capitata (Mediterranean fruit fly)
Lineage: Eukaryota; Metazoa; Arthropoda; Insecta; Diptera; Tephritidae
Product: alpha-amylase 4N
Exons: 3
Coding region: 222-1724 (500 amino acids)
Biological process (GO): carbohydrate metabolic process
Molecular function (GO): cation binding; alpha-amylase activity
Source: RefSeq, a predicted model, not a curated record
CAUCGCAAAUCAUAUUCUGCCGACAUUGCCCUGUGAAUGUAUUAUUUAUGACUCCAUAGACAGAUACAGACCACAAGCAAACUCAUUGCUGCUUUCACGGCUCAAAUUCAUAUUAAAACGAUGAAAUUUUUAAUCAUUUCAUUCAGUUUUUACUUUGCCUGCACCAUAAGUGCACUGUGACGCUCUCUACGAGACAAAAGUUGAAGAAAACUUCGAAAAACAUGACUCUGACUAAAGUAAGCUUCUGCGCGCUAUUGAUUCUCUUCGCAUCGAGCCAUACGGCAAACGCGCAAUGGAAUCCCAAUUAUGCAUCGGGAAGGACGACUAUGGUGCACCUUUUCGAGUGGAAGUGGGAUGAUAUUGCCGUGGAAUGUGAAAAUUUCCUCGGCCCCAAAGGUUAUGCUGGUGUACAAGUCUCCCCAGUGAAUGAGAACGUUGUUGCAGAAAGUCGCCCAUGGUGGGAACGUUACCAACCUAUAUCCUACCUACUGACCACGCGUUCGGGUAAUGAACAACAGUUCGCCAAUAUGGUGAGACGAUGCAACAACGCCGGCGUCCGUAUCUAUGUAGAUGUGGUGUUUAACCAUAUGGCGGCCGGAUAUUCCGAUGUAGUUGGCACUGGUGGUUCAACCGCUAACCCCGGCAGCAAGAGUUACCCAGCUGUACCGUAUUCAAGCCUUGAUUUUCAUGCCUCAUGCACGAUCAGCAGCUACAAUGUUGCAAAUCAAGUUCGUAACUGUGAAUUGUCUGGUCUGCGGGAUCUUGAUCAGAGCAACUCCUAUGUGCAGGACCGCAUACUCGAUUUCCUGAAUAAACUUAUUAGUUUGGGUAUUGCUGGUUUCCGUGUGGAUGCUGCUAAGCACAUGUGGCCGGCGGAUUUGCAGAGCAUCUACAAUCGUUUGAACAACUUGAAUACUGAACAUGGUUUUGCUGGUGGCUCACGUCCUUUCAUCUACCAAGAGGUCAUAGAUUUGGGCGGUGAGGCCAUCUCUAAAUACGAAUACACUGAUUUAGGUGUCGUCACGGAAUUUUCUCAUUCUGCCUCCAUUGGCAGGGUUUUCGGAGGCAACGAUCAACUUCGUUGGCUCACCAAUUGGGGUCCUCAAUGGGACUUCCUUCCUUCCGGUAGUGCUUUUAUAUUUGUGGAUAAUCACGAUAAUCAGCGAGGACAUGGUGCCGGGGGUUCUGAUAUUCUCACCUAUAAAAACUCCAAGAAGUAUAAAAUGGCAAACGCUUUCAUGUUGGCUCAUCCAUUUGGUAUACCACGUGUUAUGUCAUCCUUCGCUUUCGACAACAGUGAUCAGGGUCCCCCCACAACCGAUGGCCAUAAUAUCGCUAGUCCUAGUAUCAAUGCUGAUGAUACCUGUGGUAACGGUUGGGUAUGUGAACAUCGUUGGCGUCAAAUCUACAAUAUGGCUGCCUUCAGGAAUAUCGUGGCUGGAACGGAUUUACAGAGCUGGUGGGACAAUGGUAGCAAUCAAAUCGCUUUCUGUCGUGGCAAUAAGGGCUUCGUAGCAUUCAACAACGAUAACUACGACUUGAAUACCUCGCUGCAAACUUGUUUGCCGGCGGGCACUUAUUGCGACGUCAUCUCCGGCGCUAAAAGCGGUUCGAGCUGUACCGGAAAGUCGGUUGUCGUGGGCUCCGAUGGUCGUGCUAACAUUUCCAUUCGAGCAAGCGAAGAUGAUGGUGUCUUUGCCAUUCAUGUGGAAUCUAGGUUGUAAAUAGUAAUGGAAAGUUUUAACGAAAUAUAAGAAAUAU